AUGCGACUGUUAUCAGCCUGUCUGGCAACCAUUUUGGCUGUCUCAGUGGAAACUAAAUACAUUGUCCCGGGAGGUAGAUGGCGCGACACUGAUGGGAACUUCAUCAAUGCACAUGGUGCUGGAAUCACCUUCGACCAGAAGUCUGGCCGCUUCUGGUGGUUUGGCGAACACAAGACAGAAGAGGAGCCGGAAGGCGGGGGCGUCUCUGUUUAUAGUUCGGAGGACCUGGCUACUUGGAAAUCUGGAGGACUGGCCCUAGCUCCAAUCGAGGGGCACCCCUAUAUCGCUCCCGGUGGCGUGAUCCAACGACCUAAAGUGGCUUAUAGCGCCGAGACUGAAGAUUAUCAUAUGUGGUGGCAUGCGGACAACUCUACCUACGGACUCCUUCUCCAAGGUCACGCGGUAUCCUCCAAAAUCGAGGGGCCGUACACUUUCGUUGACGCAACAGCGCCCCUUGGGAACUGGUCUCAGGAUUUCGGAUUGUUUACCGACUACAAGGACGGCCGAUCUUACGCCCUCUAUUCGAAUGGAGAUAGCCGGGAUGGACGGGAUGUAUACCUCACAAGCAUGAACAGUAACCUCACUGCGCUUGACAAGGUCGUGCAUCGGUUCCCGAAAUUCGAUCUUGAGGCGCCUACUAUCAUGCAGACAGAGAAGAGCUACUGGGCACUUAUGAGCCACAAAACGGGAUAUAGGCCGAACAAUGUCGUGGCGUUCAGGGCCGACUCACUAAGCGGACCUUGGUCGCAGCCGUUUAUUGUUGCGCCGUUGAAUAUGCGGACGUUCAAUUCACAGUCUGGAUUUACUCUCAGGAUUGAGGGGACGAAGAAGACGACACACCUGUACAUCGGAGACCAAUGGGACUCCAAUUCUGUCUGGGACAGUCGUUAUAUCUGGUUGCCUGUUCGGACUGAUGAGUCUAAGAAGACUCUAGAGUUAGAAUGGCACGAUGUUUACGAUCUUAACGUGAACACCGGAGAGUGGAAACCUAUUAAGGGAAAAACAUACAGUGCCAAACAGGCGAAGACACACGGUGAUACAUAUAAGCAGGAAGCUAACUUUGCCACCGACGGCGUGAUUCUCACUGGAAUAUACGGAAACGACAGCACCGUUACAUUUGAAAAUGUCGAGGGAUCUGGCAAACCCCAGUGGGUGUCAUUCUACUAUCAAAACACUGAUGAUUUGGGUUUCGGCGACCAACGUAAGUACACUUCCAUUGCCUAG
Messenger RNA from Penicillium griseofulvum, 1224 nucleotides. RefSeq lists its product as uncharacterized. The transcript is spliced from 7 exons. Gene Ontology annotation, biological process: carbohydrate metabolic process. The coding region runs from base 1 to 1224 and encodes 407 amino acids. The record is from RefSeq and is a predicted model, not a curated record. Gene Ontology annotation, molecular function: hydrolase activity, hydrolyzing O-glycosyl compounds. Lineage: Eukaryota; Fungi; Ascomycota; Eurotiomycetes; Eurotiales; Aspergillaceae.